Knipowitschia caucasica is the source of this 618-nucleotide messenger RNA. The record is from the annotation of a GenBank genome assembly. Lineage: Eukaryota; Metazoa; Chordata; Actinopteri; Gobiiformes; Gobiidae.
AUGGGGGUCUGGAGUCUCUGCGGCUACAUGGAGCUGAAGAUGGUAGCCGAGGUGGAUCCCCAGUGGACCCAGCAGUACCCCGGGCUGCCCCCCGCCUACGGGAGCGAGCGGCUGCAGACUUCCAACUACUCCGUGGUGCUCUUCAUCCAGAUGAGCCUCCUCUGCUUCGACCUGUUCGUCAACUCCUGCAGCGAGCUGAUCCGAGACGAGCCAGCCAACCAGCUCAUGCUCUUUGUAAUGCAGGACGUCUCCAUCCUGCUGAACCUGAUCAUCAUCCUGCUCAUGCUGUUCAACACCUACGUCUUCCAGGUGGGACUGGUGUCGGUGCUGGUGUCCCGGUUCCAGCCGCUGCUCCUGUCCUCCGGCCUGUACCUGAGCUUCAGUAUCACGCUGCACUGCUGGCUCAUGAAUCUGCGCUGGUUUAACACAAACAAGUACGUUUGGACGGACGGACUGCAGGUUCUGUUCAUGCUGCACAGGACGGCCUCUGUUCUCUACUAUUACUUCUACAAGCGCACGGCGGAGUGUCUGGGCGACCCGCGGCUGUACGAGGACUCGCCCUGGCUCCAGGAGAUCUUCUCCCAGGUGCGACAGCAGGGCCCCGCUUGGCAACACUAA